This is a messenger RNA of Schistocerca cancellata (South American locust), 3675 nucleotides long. Its product is annotated as protein I'm not dead yet-like. Bases 9 to 1700 code for a protein of 563 amino acids. The record is from RefSeq and is a predicted model, not a curated record. Gene Ontology annotation, molecular function: citrate transmembrane transporter activity; succinate transmembrane transporter activity. NCBI's taxonomy places the organism in Eukaryota, Metazoa, Arthropoda, Insecta, Orthoptera, Acrididae. The transcript has 13 exons. Gene Ontology annotation, biological process: monoatomic anion transmembrane transport; citrate transport. Gene Ontology annotation, cellular component: membrane.
ACAGCAGCAUGAAGUUCCCGGUGCGAGGGCUGGUGGCGCGCUGGCGGUCGCUGGUGCUGCUGCUGUGCCCGCUGGUGCUGCUGCCGCUUGCCGUCUCCAGCUAUUCGGAGUCACGAUGUGGCUUUGUUGUGCUUGUGAUGGCCGUCUACUGGAUGACAGAAGUUCUCCCACUGCCCAUAACUUCACUGUUGCCUGUCGUCUUGUAUCCAAUGCUGGGCAUACUCAGUUCCAAUGAUGUCUGCAUUCAGUACCUGAAAGAAACCAACAUGAUGUUUGUAGGUGGUCUCAUUGUUGCCAUUGCAAUGGAACACUGUAAUCUUCACAAAAGGAUAGCUCUGAAGACUAUCCUCAUUAUCGGAACAAGCCCACGCAGGUUAACACUUGGCUUCAUGCUGACCACCAUGGUCCUAUCCAUGUGGAUCUCAAACACAGCCACUACAGCAAUGAUGACACCAAUUGUUCAAGCAGUUUUGGAGGAACUGAAAGCUCAUGAAGAUGUAGAGGCAAGACGAACUUCUCAGGUUCCAGCCAUUGCAGAUUCAGAGGAAGCCAGCGGGGUAUAUGAUCCUGAAACUCGCCGGAAGUCAACUGUGCUGAAGAGUGAUCUUGACAAACUGAAGCGCCCAGAUAAGGAAACCAUCUGCUACUUCCUUGGCAUUGCCUAUGCCUCUAACCUUGGAGGUACAGGAACUCUUACAGGAACUGGAACAAAUCUUACCUUCAAGGGUAUUUUCCACAGCCUUUUCCCUGAAGCUGAAGGCAUAAAUUUUGCAAGCUGGAUGAUUUUCUGUGUUCCAUUAAUGCUCCUGUCUGUCACUGCUGCAUGGAUGUGGCUUAAUGUCCUCUACAUGGGGUUGUUCAGAAAACAAACAGAUAAUGGAAAGAAGAAAGGAGAAGAACAUGCUAAGGCUGUCCGUCAAGUUAUCCAUCAGUCAUACAGUGAACUAGGUCCUAUGACAUAUCACGAAGGCUCUGUGUUGUUUCUGUUUGUUGCCAUUGUGUUGUUGUGGUUCUUCCGUGAACCUGAAUUUAUACCUGGCUGGGCCAAGUAUAUCUCCAAUGUGGAAAUUGAAGAUGCAACACCUGCCAUGCUCAUUGUCUUUCUUCUUUUCUGUCUGCCAGCUAAUCUCAAUUUCUUGAAGCUGAACAAAUCUGGUGAUGCAUCUCCAGCGCUGCUUCACUGGAAAGCUGUGCAUGAAAAGGUUCCAUGGGGGCUUGUCUUGCUGCUUGGUGGAGGAUUUGCAAUGGCAGCUGGCACUAAGGCAUCUGGACUAAAUCAGUUACUUGGUGAAACAUUGGUUGCACUUGAAGUUCUCCCACGAGAAGUGAUUCUCAUUAUAGUUUGCACAGCCACAACUUUUCUCACAGAAGUCUCAUCAAAUACUGCAAUUGCUAAUAUUGUUACACCUGUACUUGCAGAAAUGGCUAAAGCAAUGGAGAUCCAUCCCCUCUAUUUUAUGAUGCCAGCUGUACUGUGUUGUUCAUUCGCUUUCAUGUUGCCUGUUGCCACUCCACCUAAUGCCAUUGUGAUGGCAGCAUCAAACAUGAGGUCAUCUGAUAUGAUGAAGGCUGGCCUGGGUAUGAAUGUUAUCUGCAUCAUACUAGUAUCAAUACUAUUUCCAACAUUUGGUUCAGCUGUCUAUGGCUUGGAUACAUUCCCUGAUUGGGCAAGAGGAACAAAUAUAACAACAGGUGUGUAGCAGUUUGAAGACUGUUGCAAUCCUGCUGUAUCAUCAGACUGAGCCAUGAAUGCAUUUGUCUGAAACUAAUUAGGAAAAAUUACGUUCCUCAAAAGAAUUCUUUUUUGUUUGCUGCAGCUGCAAAUGUUCUUGCAAAAAGGAAACCAGAUAAUUUGUGAUCAGUUAUUAUUGUACCAAAAGUACAAUCCUCUGUGCAGCUAACAUAAUCAGUAUUUAUUCAGUCUAUUUAUUGAAACCAAAUAUCUGGACAGAGUAACUUUGUGCUAGUACAUACCAUAGGUGACAUAUGACUAGAACACAGAAAGGCAGUUAAGCACAGUAUGUAUGAUUAGCUGAUAAUGUGUUUAAAGGUGUGUACCAGUGGUGUCAGCAACUGUGAUGUACUUUAUAAACAAUGAACAUUGGACUAUCACCAGAUUCUUGUUGUGAAACAAAGAAAUACUGAACAAAGUUCAAGUCCAAAUCCAUAUGCAGUUGGGAGUGGAAUAAGAUGCAUAGUUUAAAAAUAACCAACAGCAAUUAACCAAAGUAUGACUAAUUGCUCAAAAUGACUGCUACGUUAACAACAGCAGGAAGAUUUCAGAAGAUAUACAGUACUUAUGAAUGCCAUGAAAUAUUUGAAAACAAUCUCAUGAUACUUUUAAAGUAAAAUAUUAGUUCCUUACUUUUUCUUACUGCAAAACUGCCAAGGAUUUCAUAACAUGCUACUCUGUAUCACAACAUAUUACAUCACCAACCUUCACUCAGAUGUAGCAAUGCAAGUUUUAAUUGUGAUAAGUACAUUUCCAUUAAGCAUAUCUUUUUUGUUCCAUUCAAAUUUCAUUACAUAAAAACACAAACAUUAUCCAUUAUGUUACAAUGAGAUUAAAGUGUUUCAAGAUAACUCCAGUGAAAUAGAUAUAUAUGGAGUGAAGCAAGAAAACAGAGAAGUGCUAUCAUACAAUAAAGGAAAGCAAAUAUGUUGUUAAAAUUAUUUGUUUAAAUGAAAAUUACAUUAUGACAUGAGUACAAUAUUCCAUAUUUUGAGAUGUGGUAGCAUGGGAAAAAAAUGAGGACACAUACCUCUGCUGUUUUUCAUGGAUGCAGAAAUCAUUUGUUAAUGCUGUUACUGUCAACAAUAUACACAUUUUUGGGUAACUGCAGCACUUACAUGAAAUCAAUUUGUGUUUUUAUAAGUCUGCAAAAAACUUUUACAUUAUAAUUUUAUCUUUGGACUUGCCAGUAUAAUGGAAGAUCGUUUCUAAUAACAAAUGUUUUGCAGUAGAAGAUGUGUUUCACAGCAGCAGAGAUGAAGUAGUACUCAAAGCUCUUGAGGUAUGCAUUUUAGAGCACAUGUUUACUGGAUAUUUUUGUCUUGUUUUUGUUCAUACUACCACUUCUCAGAAAAUGGAAUUUUAUUAAGUUCCUGUAUAUAUACUAAGUAUGUUUAAAGUUCUUUUGUCCAUUUACUUCAAAGCAAAACCUCAGACUGUAAGUGCAGUGCCUCAUGCUGCCACUGUCAACUCUGAAGCUAAAUACACACUGUAAUUUGUAAUAUAGUUUCCUUCUGAAAAUAAUUUGUCAUUACUUGGUUACAUGCUUAUCUGGCUGUAUGUGUAAUUUGAUGAGAUUACUAACUGUGCUUUGUGCCAAAGAUAUCUUAAGUCAAAUUUUUGUUAACACUUUGUGCUGUAUCAUAAAUUACACUUUUAUAUGCACUUAUUGGAUGACUCCAACAAUGGUGUAAAUUGUUUACAAGGCAGUUGAACACAGUAGCAUUUUUCAGGUCUUGAUUUAUUUCAGUCAUUUUAAUUUAUGUGCCUGUAUGUUUCAUGUAAAGUUAGGAGUAUAUUUCACUGCACUAUUUAAAUUUUCAGGUCUAAAAGUGACACCAGUUGCAUAAUGCUGUCAUAUGUAGAUGGUGUCACAUGGUGGUCUCAAUUGUAAAACACAAGUACAAAUCUUGUUCACAGUCAAAUAAAAACUGUUCAGAAUA